GUGCUUGUAUUUGAUUCAUCAACAACGUAUACCAAAAAAUGGCAGAAGGUAAGCACUAUCGCUAUUGCAAAGCAUUAUUUGGCUUGCAAAAAAAUAAUCAUCAUAUACCUAAUAAUGGCAGGUUUAAACAAAGAUAUGGGGUUCAGAGGUUUGCUUUCAUACUUGAAUAAUAAGAUUUAUGUUGUUGUGAUGGGUCCGAACACCGAACUAAGAAUACAAGCACAAGCUGGAGGAAUAGCUAGGCUGUACUUUACAGACAACAACGGCAAUGGUACCCAAGCUCCAAACGGGUUCACCCUUACAGACGUUCAAGGAAAUGUUCUACCAUCUUUUCUGAUUAACGGAAGCUCGAGUUACUUUGUGACAUGGGCUAAUUCCUAUGAAAUGAGGAUGAAUGGUCAACGAUUUGGAGGAUUAACAACACAAAAACAAGCCAUCGAUCUGGAUAGAAAUUAUCAUCAUUAUGUCAUUUAA
Molecule: messenger RNA, 474 nt
Organism: Paraglomus brasilianum
Lineage: Eukaryota; Fungi; Glomeromycota; Glomeromycetes; Paraglomerales; Paraglomeraceae
Source: the annotation of a GenBank genome assembly